Molecule: messenger RNA, 900 nt
Organism: Priapulus caudatus
Lineage: Eukaryota; Metazoa; Priapulida; Priapulimorpha; Priapulimorphida; Priapulidae
Product: dystrophin-like
Exons: 6
Coding region: 1-900 (299 amino acids)
Biological process (GO): synaptic signaling
Cellular component (GO): plasma membrane
Molecular function (GO): protein binding
Source: RefSeq, a predicted model, not a curated record
AUGGGAGAGGUCCGGCAGGAGAGGAGCCGGAAAGGUUACAUGGAGGCAGGAGGAGAAGGUUACAUGGGAGAAGGUUACAUGGAUACUAGGGACACGCGGCGCGCUGACGGGGGUGAGGAGGACGCGCCGUGCGAGAAACAACAGGAGCUGGAGCUGGGCGUGUCCUACCACCAGAGCACCGUGGCGGCGCUCAACUCCGCCGGCGACGACGUCGUCCAACGCUCGGGCGACGCCCGCGCCCGCCAGGUCGACGACAAGCUGACGCGGCUCAACGCCAGGUGGCGCCUCGUGUGCGCCGACGUCGCCGCGCGCAAGGAGCUGUUCGAGCGCUCGGAGCAGUGGGGGGAGGAGGAACUGACGGAACAGCUGAACGAUCUCGUGCGCUGGCUGGACGAAACCGAGGCUUUACUCUUCAGCCAGGUGGCGCCGGGUGACGAGGAAGGACUCGAGAACCUGCUCGAGGGGGUGAAGGAGAAGGAGCACGAGCUGGGAGAGCGUAAGCAGGAGUUUGUCAGCGUGGAGCAGCGUGGGUGGCAGGUUGUGCGCGAGGGGAGACUUCCCAACCCGAUAGACACGCUACAGACAGCCACCUCAAGAACGCAGUCCCCGCUUCGGGCAAACAAAAGGUCAGUACCAACGCCGGCGCCCCUGUUGGUGGCGGGGGAAGUCUCGUGUCUGCACCUGCGCGCGCAGGCGCUAUCGACGUUGCACCGCGACGGCGGCGCCACUGAGAGACGCGUUCACGCCUUGCCGCACGUUCCUGGAGGAGCUGAGGAACUCGUUGUCUGGGUCGGAGCGACGAAGAGCUUGCUGGGAGACGCAAGACAGGGCGCGCCACGUCCCGCGAACCCUGCUACUGACGACGCCGAUGACAUGGUCCGUCAUCGAUCCGAGCGGUGA